Messenger RNA from Lotus japonicus, 1386 nucleotides. RefSeq lists its product as uncharacterized. Gene Ontology annotation, molecular function: nucleic acid binding; zinc ion binding. The record is from RefSeq and is a predicted model, not a curated record. Bases 1 to 1386 code for a protein of 461 amino acids. NCBI's taxonomy places the organism in Eukaryota, Viridiplantae, Streptophyta, Magnoliopsida, Fabales, Fabaceae. The transcript has a single exon.
AUGGCAAGUAGCAAUCUGCCCGGAGUAAAUCUUCCAAUUCUAACUGAUAAGAAUUGGGAUCGAUGGAAUUCUCAGAUGAAAGUUCUAUUUGGGUUUCAAGAUGUUCUUGAUGUUAUAGAGAAUGGGUUUCAACCACUGACCCAAGACAUGAUUGAAGAACAGAAGACUCUUCAUAACGAGAUGAAGAAGAAGGAUUGUAAGGCGAUGUUUCUCAUUCAUCAAUGCGUUGAUGAUACGCAUUUUGAGAAAAUAGCAAAUGCAUCUUCAGCAAAGGAGAUGUGGGACAUUAUACAGAAAGUUCAUAGUGGCAGUGACAAGGUAAAGAAGGUAAAGUUGCAAACUCUUCGAAGACAGUAUGAAGGUCUUCAGAUGGAGGAGAAUGAAAAGGUUGGUGAAUACUUCACCAAGAUCCUAACCACUGUCAAUUUAAUGAAGGGCUGUGGAGAAAAGAUCACUGAUGUGAUGGUGAUAGAGAAAAUCAUGAGGUCCUUGGCUCCUAAAUUUGACUACAUCGUAGUGGCAAUUGAGGAAUCUAAAGAUGUGGACAACAUGAAGAUAGAAGAGUUGCAGAGUUCAUUGGAAGCACAUGAGAUGCGCCUUGCUGAUCGUAAUUCUGUGAAAGUUGCAGAACAAGCUUUGAAGGUUGGUCUGGACAAUCAUGAUGGCAAAAAGAAGAAGUGGACAGGCAAAGGAAAGUCCGACAACAAGUCAAAGUGGUCUCAAGGUAAUUCUGACAAGCCAGAAUCGUCCAAAAGGAGAGGUGAAUCUGCAAAGAAUGGUGGCAAUCAGAGGAAGACUGAUAAGAAGAAUGUUGAAUGCUACAAGUGUCACAAGAUGGGACACUACUCCUAUGAGUGUCGCGCUGGUAAACCAAAACAGCAGAAGAAUGCAGACAAGGAAGCUUAUGCAACAAGGGAAGAUUCUGAUGAAGAUCCUAUAAUGCUAAUGGUCACAACAAUGAAUUCAACAGUGAAUGCUGAAACUGAUGAGAUAUGGUACCUAGACUCAGGCUGUUCCAAUCACAUGACCAGCCACAAUGAAUGGUUGGUAGAUCUGGACAAGACGAGGACUGGCAGAGUAAAAUUUGCUGAUAACAGGACACUUCAGAUAAAAGGGAAAGGAGAUGUAGUCAUUCCAAGGAGGAAUGGUAAGACUGCGGUUAUCAAAGAUGUUUUCUAUGUUCCAGAGUUAAAGUGCAAUUUGAUGAGUAUUGGUCAGCUAGUGGAGAAAGGGUACAACUUUGACACGAAGAAUAGGAAGCUUCAUCUGUAUGAUCCUGAGGAAAGGCUAGUUCUGAAUGCUAAUCUCACAAAGAACAAAACCUUUCAGGUCAAUAUGAAAGCUGCUGAAAUUAAAUGUUUUGCUGCACAAGAACCUGAAGAAUAA